Corvus hawaiiensis (hawaiian crow) is the source of this 3842-nucleotide messenger RNA. RefSeq names its product WSC domain containing 2 (gene WSCD2). The record is from RefSeq and is a predicted model, not a curated record. Gene Ontology annotation, molecular function: sulfotransferase activity. Lineage: Eukaryota; Metazoa; Chordata; Aves; Passeriformes; Corvidae.
CAGAUCCAUAAUUGAUGGGCCCUUCAUUCAUCCCGCUCCCGCCGUGCCGGAGUCGCUCCCGCCGCUCCCGGACCCGUUCCCACCUGCCCACGGGAUGGAUAAACCUGGAUAAAGCUGGCAAAUUAACGAGGAUUGCCUUGGCCUGGGGACAGCUGACACCGCUCAGGGAGGUGGAGAUUCCUUGCGCUGGGAGGGAGCUGAAUGGGGUUCCCUUAGACAAAGGGUCCCAGGCAGCAUUCCAGGCUCCGGGCGCGUCCAGGGACCUUCCAUUCUUUGUCUGAAAGGGCAGCGCUGCCGUUCCCAUUCGAGCGAUGCCUGACGGAGCCGGAGCCGCCGGGAGCGAGGAGCUGCGGCAGCUGAUCGGCUUUCAAAUCACCUUCAACCCUCGAUUUCCUUAACAUGAUCCCUCCGUCAGCGCAGUCCCCGGGGCACAGCCGGGGGGCUUUGCCGGCAGGAGAAUAAACCGGGGCUGGAGGCGACAGCCAGCGCUGGAAAAGCCCCGGCCACGACGCGGGGACUCAAACUCCACCUUCCCCAGCACUCCAGGACUUUUUACGGUCGGGCAACAGCUUUGCACGACCUCACCCCAUCAGCUUCCCGGGAUUCACCUCCAAUCCAGGUGGGAUAACCCCCUCCUCGGAGCAUCCCAGGAGCCGCCGAGAAGCUUCCCCGCGGCGCCGGCUGCCGGGGAAGGGAUGAAGACGCUAUGGCCAAGCUUUUGCUAAAACUCCAGCGGUAUUUUCGGCGCAAACCCGUGCGCUUCUUCACGCUGCUGGCUCUGUAUCUGGCCGCCGGCAGCUUGGUUUUCCUGCAUUCCGGCUUUUCCGGGGAGCCCACGGUGCCGGGGAGCCCGCGCAGCCCCGCGGCCGCCGAGGGGCCGGGGCUGCCUUACCUGGGGGUGAUGCAGCUCAGCCGCGGCUUCAAGGCAGCGGCGACGAUGCCGGCGGGGGCCCGGCGCCACGGCUCCUGGUUCAAAAGCACCUCCAAGGAGCCGUCGGAGAGGGGAAAAUCCCGGGAUAACGGCGGCCCCCGGAGCCGGGCGCUCAGGGGCAGGAGCGGCCGCGAGAAGGAGGAGGACAGAGCCCGGUACAUUGGCUGCUACGAGGACAACACCCGGCGGAGGACCCUGCGUGGGAUGUCCUUCUUCGACUACAAGAAGAUGACGGUGUUCCGUUGCCAGGACAACUGUGCCGAGCGGGGGUACCUAUACGCAGGGCUGGAAUUCGGGGCCGAGUGCUACUGCGGGCACAAGAUCCAGGCGUCCAACGCCAGCGAAUCCGAGUGCAACAUGGAAUGCAAGGGAGAGCGGAGCAACACCUGCGGCGGGAUCAACCGGCUCUCCAUCUACCGCCUGGAGCUGGCCCAGGAAUCCGCCCGCAGAUAUGGAAGCGCGAUAUUCCGAGGGUGUUUCCGCCAGCCGGAAAACGUCUCCAUUGCCCUGCCCGCCAGCCAGCUCAUGCUCAACAUGUCCGUGGAUAAAUGUGUGGAUUUCUGCACGGAAAAGGAAUUCCCGCUGGCAGCGCUGGCGGGCACCACGUGCCGCUGCGGCUUUCCCAGCACGCUGUUCCCGCUGCACGAGCGCGAGGACGAGCAGCUCUGCGCCCACAAAUGCGCCGCCGAGGAGUUCGAGAGCUGCGGCUCCGCCGAGUUCCUGCUGGUCUACCAGACACAAGUGCAGGACAACCGCUGCAUGGACAGGAGGUUCCUGCCCAGCCGUGCCAAGCAGUUGGUGGCCCUGGCCAGUUUUCCUGGAGCUGGGAACACCUGGGCCCGGCACCUGAUCGAGUUGGCCACCGGCUUCUACACCGGCAGCUACUACUUCGAUGGGUCCCUCUACAACAAAGGAUUCAAGGGCGAGCGGGAUCACUGGAGGAGCGGGAGGACCAUUUGCAUCAAGACCCACGAGAGCGGGCAGAAGGAGAUCGAGUCCUUCGACUCGGCCAUUCUGCUCAUCCGCAACCCCUACAAGGCCCUCAUGGCCGAGUUCAACCGCAAAUACGGGGGACACAUCGGCUUCGCUGCCCACGCCCACUGGAAGGGCAAAGAGUGGCCAGAGUUUGUGGCCAACUACGCGCCGUGGUGGGCGACCCACACGCUGGACUGGCUGCGCUACGGGAAGAAGGUGCUGGUGGUGCACUUUGAGGACCUCAAACAGGACCUGUUCGUGCAGCUGCAGAGGAUGGUGGCCCUGCUGGGUGUCCCUGCCUGCGAGGACAGGCUGCUGUGCGUGGAGGGACAGAAGGAUGGCAACUUCAAGCGCUCGGGCCUGAGGAAACUGGAGUACGACCCCUACACGCCCGAGAUGAGGAAGGUGAUCAGCGGCUACAUCCGAACCGUGGACGCGGCGCUGAAGCUCCGCAACCUCUCGGGGGUGCCCGAGGAUUAUUUCCCCAGAUGAUGGUGACCGCAGCGGGGACACCGCGCCCUGCGUGGCCAGGGGUGGCUCGGUUGUCCUCCCCAGGCCUCUGCCUAAUUCCACCCAGUGGGUGGCUGCUCUUUUAACCCUCCGUGUGCUGCUGUAGCUGUUGAUCACUCCCUGCAUGAGCCACCACAGGUCCCCAGCUACCGCUGAGCUUUUUUUUGGCCAACCUGGGGACACAGGUGCCUCCCCUGCUCCUGUUCUGGCUGUCCCAGCCCUCCUGGGAAGUGCAAUGGGAUGUUUGUGUCCCCUCGGGCUCUCCUGGGGACGCUGAGCUGCUCAGGCCGUGCCUGACGCACCCGGAGUUGCCGGAGCUGAGCUCCCUGGGGUGGGUGUCCCCAAAAUCCCAGCCCUGGAAGGAUUCCACUCGUCCUUGGAUGGAAGGGAGGAUGGACCGAGGGCAUGGUGCCGUGGGGGUGAUGCCCCUGUGGAUCCUGCCUGAGUUUGUGGGAUUGUGCUAUGCAAUGUCCCCAGGUGUGGUGGCUGUGGCCCCUUGAGCCAUCCUGUGGCUCCCUGAGAAUUCCCUGGAAUUCCCUGCCCACAGCACCAGGCAAAGUUGCUGCUCUGGCCCUUGGGUGGGUACAGGCAGGAUUCCCUGUGGAUGCUGCUCCAGAGCGGGACAUUCUCCCUGCACAGAGGAGCUGUCGGGACCCACGAGCUCCUCCAGGCCUCACUUCAGAGCCCACAGCCCAGGGUAGCCCCCCAGGAGCAGUUCUGGGGCUCCAGGAGCAGGGUCCGCUCUGCAGCCCAGCUGCAUCCAACCCCCGUGGGGAGCAAACGCUGGGGCUGAGCUUUGGGGUGUCCCAAAGCCAAACCAAAGGAUCCCACACACCGGGAACGUGCCGAUUUCUGGGCUGGCUUCGUGCACAGCUGCAUGUGGUCCCUGGCUGUCCCCUCAUCCCCCUCAUGCCGCCCUCCCUGUCCUGGCUUUGCCCCAGAGGAGCCCUCCAGAGCUCCCACCCCGCCAGCCCCCCUUGGAUGUAGGUGCAAAAGCCAUAAAUCGUACGCAGCCUUCUCUAGAGUUAGAGAUUCACCAGUUGGCUUUUAACUCCUGAUCCUGACAGAAACGCAGGCACAGGUCGGAUCCAGAGGCCCCGCUCGGUCUCUGUUCCAAGAGAGAAGAAAACUCCCUGGAGAAAAAAGGAGAAUUUCAAUAAAAAUCUAUUUUUCUAAGGUGUGUACAGAGCAGAGCUGGGCUGGGGGGGAGCUCCUGCUCCCUGUUUUCUUGAAGGAGGUGGGGGAUUGCAUUCAGAGGGAGUUUUUAACUCUUCCCUUGACAAACAGCUGGAGGAUUUUUGGGAUUCGUGGCAGUGGGAAUCGAGCUGAGCCCAGACUCCUUCUCUCGCGGCAGCCCCAGGGUUCUCUGUCAGUCGGAACAAACCCUCAGGGCAGCUCAGCUAUUAAAGGAGAGGUUUUGUUGCUG